CAGAACAACAUUCACUCCUGGUGGUCAAAGUCUUCACUGCAGUCCUCACCUGGUAAAUGCACACAGAGGGAGGGAGUCCGAGACCCUGGGGGAGGGAGCCUCCCUCCCUUCACUCCCCUCCACCUCCUCACAGACGGCAGCUCCACUCAUCAGCUCAGUGGCGCCCUCCCCGCUCGGCUCCUCACAGUGAUGACAACGGAGUCACAUUUCUGAGUUGGAGACAGAACUGAGCGGUUCCUUCUUCUUCGUCUUCUUCGUCUUCACCGCAGCGGACAUGAACGAGGUCAAGAUCGCAGUGCUGGGCAGUGAAGGCGUGGGGAAGUCAGCUCUGACCGUCCGCUUUCUCACCAGACGUUUUAUUGGCGAGUACUCCUCGUCCUCAGAGUGUGUGUAUAGGAAGUGUGUGUCGGUGGACGGGCGACAGGUGAACCUGGAGCUCUAUGACCCCUGCUCACAGGCCUGUGAGGGCAGGACCACUUUACACAACCUGCUUCACUGGGCAGAUGGAUUCAUUCUGCUCUAUGACAUCACUGACCGCUCCUCAUUCCUCACCGUCAAGGCCAUAAGUCACGUCAUCGGAGAGAGACGCCUGGGCUCAACUAAAAGGGACAUGGACUCGUUCAUGUUUUUGGUGGGCAACAAACAGGACCUGUGCCACAUGAGGGAGGUUCAACAUGAAGAGGGCCAGAACCUGGCCGCUGAACUCCACUGCCUUUUCUUUGAGCUGUCAGUUGCUGAGCACUACCAGGAGGUGGCGCACAUAUUCUCCAAGAUGGUGCGCAAAGCCAUCGCGACCAGAAAAGCCAAGGAGCGAAGACGACGCCCUAGCGGCUCCAAGUCCAUGGCGAAACUGAUCAACAAUGUCUUCGGCAAAAGGAGGAAAUCAGUGUAAAUCUGUGAUCGUUAACAUUGUUUACAUUUGUUUUGACUAGCCUUUGCGUUAGUACGAACUGACACACAGUACCGUGCAAAAUGUUAUGUUUUAAGUAGAAGUGUUAAUGAUUUGUUUUGUUUUUUAACCAAAAUGUAACGAUGUGGUGCAAAUGAACAGAAGAGAAACCUACGUCACAACAAUGUUGACUGCUGUCGUCCUUGGUCUACGAUUUUAAAACAACAGCACAAGUUCUGAUGGAACCUUGCAGGAAGAAUAUUCUAAACAUCUCCGAGAACCGUACGCUGGAAGGUUCCGGACACAUGGCUGUGGUUAGGGUCUGUUGACUCCAGGUGGGCCGGGUCUGUUGACGACCUCAGGCUCGAUCCCCAUCUGUGUGUUUUGACAGUGGGUUUAAAAUCUAAGUGAGACUGAAUAUUAGAAACAACUCAAAACUCUCACGCUAUCGCGAAGACGACCUAAUGUAAACCACCUGUAGGUCUACAUGGUGGCGUUAUUGUGGUUUCACCAGCAUGACCAUGGGGUGGCGUUAAGACAGACAUCGGAAUCACGUGGUGCAGCUAGAAGCUAAUCACACCGGAUGACAACAAAUGAUUACGUGAGAACCGUUAGCUUCAUACAUUAACAUCUUUAGGGCUAAUUUAAAGAGUCAUAAAUAAAGGAGUCACUGCCACUUUAAAACUUAGUCAAUACAACAAACAAACAUCGUGAUAUUAAAGUUAACAAUAUAAUUAUUGGAGCUACAGUACUAGAAUCACGGUAAAAGAAAAUGUCUCCUUUAGCCUAGCGGCUAAUUAGCAAUUUGCUUCAGGGGCGGAAACAUGCUAAUGUUUUAAUAACUUUUGUGAUUGGAACCAGAUUUAACGCAUUAAACACAAUAUAAAAAUAUUCUCUGAAUGAAUCUGCUCACCUUGUAUGAAAACGGGUCAUUUUCGAUGUUUUCGGGAUUGACAUCGACAGGUUCCUGUGGAAUUAAACCUGGACAGACGUUGUAUUUUGUUCAAAGCUGCAGGAUAACUACGCUAAUUGUUUCUCAUCUGGUUAUAUCUUAAAACGUUCGUCUUUGUCUCCAUCUUGUGCUCAGUCAGGAGAAGUGCAACCUCGGACACAAAUAUAAUAAAGAAAAAUCCAACAACCCAUAAAUCGACUAUUGUCUACAGCAAAUCAGUUAAAACACACAAACACAGUGGUUUCUUUCUUGAGAUUUAUUGUGCAAUUACAUUUUGAUGAGCAUUAGGAUUGGCUAACAUGAAGAUAAAGCUUGGAAACUGUACUUUAAAAAGUAUGCGAUAAAUGCAAAAGUCAAAAUCAUCAAGACACAUACAUAUAGCAUCACAUAGACUGUAUAUAUAAAUGUGAUUAUUU
Cynoglossus semilaevis (tongue sole) is the source of this 2257-nucleotide messenger RNA. RefSeq names its product RERG/RAS-like a (gene rergla). NCBI's taxonomy places the organism in Eukaryota, Metazoa, Chordata, Actinopteri, Pleuronectiformes, Cynoglossidae. The coding region runs from base 275 to 892 and encodes 205 amino acids. The record is from RefSeq and is a predicted model, not a curated record. Gene Ontology annotation, molecular function: GTP binding; GTPase activity. The transcript has 5 exons.